AUGAAGGGCGUCAGUCUGAACCUCCAGCGCAUGGCUCGCGCCAUGGGAUCAGUGUCUCAGUCAUGGGAAGCCAUCCACGUCGCCGGCACAAACGGGAAAGGGUCGAUCUGCACAUACUUGUCGGCUCUCUGUCAACGUUCCAACAUUCGCAAUGGCUUGUUCACGUCACCUUACCUGGUUGAGCCCCGAGACGCCAUCAAGAUCGACGGUGUCCCGAUUCUUCAGAGAAAUUAUGCCCGUUAUCGUCAGCAGAUCCUGGAUGACCAGGCCUUGAGAACGGCAGAAGACGGACAAGGAGACGUGCCGACCAGUAGAGUGAUGGCUCCGUUGACCGAGUUUGAGCUGGUCACCAUGACGGCCUUCACAGCGUUCGACGAUGCCACGAUUGAUAUGGGAAUUGUGGAAGUCGGCCUAGGUGGGCGGCUAGACUCAACCAAUGCACUCCGCACCAAGAAAGUCACUGUCAUCGCCAAGAUCGGACUGGAUCAUCAAAAGAUGCUCGGCGAGACACUGCCCGAGAUCGCCAAGGAGAAAGCAGGCAUCAUGAUGGCCAAUGUGCCUUGCGUCGUGGAUGGCAGCAACCCGCCAGAGGUUCUCGAGGUUUUCCGCCAACACGCACUCGGAGUCGGUGCGCCCCUCUACUUGACCACAGAUUACAGAGAUCUGUUGGAAGAGCUGUACCAGUCUGAGGUCAUGCCUCAUCAAGCCCAAAACAUGGCUUGUGCCAUCGCCGCUUUCCGCCUCGCCUUUCCAGAGGUGAAGCUCUCAGUUGCCGAGGCCUUGCCUGUCAUGGCAAAUGCCUUGCACCGAGGAAGGCUUUCGUGGCUUGAUGUGAGUCGCCACUUUUCUUCCCGCAAGGACAAGCCUUUUCUUGUCGAUGGCGCCCACAAUCCCCAGUCCGCUGGCACCCUAUCGGCGUAUGUAGAGAAGCAUGUUCGUCAAAAUGAUGAACCCAUAUCGUGGGUCAUCGCCGUAUCAAAUCAGGAUGGAAAGGAUGCACAAGGCAUGUUCAGGACACUCUUCCGGCCAGAUGACAAAGUCGCAUGUGUAGCUUUUCGCAGGCGAUCAACGAUGCCCUGGGUGGAACCAGUCGAGCCAUUGUCCCUUGCGAAAACCAUUCAGACGCUCGGUUUCACGGUUCGCAACUUUGAUGAGGGCAGUACACCAUCUGAUACCUUGGCCGAAGGAAGUUCAUGGGCAGUUCAGCAGAACACACCUGUGGUAGUGACAGGAAGUCUAUACCUAGUCGGUGACGCUUAUGAUCUAUUCGACGACAUAUUUUCACAUGAAAGGAGCGCUGAGGACAUUUGAGGUAUCCUGUGCCUCAAAUCUACUCACGGUGGUAUCAGAAACUUGAAUAUUCAACUAGCACGGCCUUUCAAAGAUACCCAAUUAUAAAAAAUCAUUACACAUG
Molecule: messenger RNA, 1414 nt
Organism: Verticillium dahliae VdLs.17
Lineage: Eukaryota; Fungi; Ascomycota; Sordariomycetes; Glomerellales; Plectosphaerellaceae
Product: folylpolyglutamate synthase
Exons: 1
Coding region: 1-1311 (436 amino acids)
Biological process (GO): folic acid-containing compound biosynthetic process
Cellular component (GO): mitochondrion; cytosol; cytoplasm
Molecular function (GO): tetrahydrofolylpolyglutamate synthase activity; dihydrofolate synthase activity; ATP binding
Source: RefSeq, a predicted model, not a curated record